Messenger RNA from Alexandromys fortis (reed vole), 2289 nucleotides. It is a transcript of the gene Themis2, whose product is annotated as thymocyte selection associated family member 2. The transcript has 6 exons. The record is from RefSeq and is a predicted model, not a curated record. Gene Ontology annotation, cellular component: nucleus; cytoplasm. Gene Ontology annotation, biological process: T cell receptor signaling pathway. Bases 28 to 2049 code for a protein of 673 amino acids. NCBI's taxonomy places the organism in Eukaryota, Metazoa, Chordata, Mammalia, Rodentia, Cricetidae.
UCUCGUCUGAGCGCUAGCCCUACGACCAUGGAGCCGGUGCCGGUGCCGCUGCAGGACUUCGCGAGCCACCUGGACCCCGCCUCCCUUCCGCGCGUGCUGCGGGUCUGCUCCGGCGUCUACUUUGAGGGUUCUGUCUAUGAGCUUUCUGGGAAUGAGUGCUGCCUCUCCACAGGGGACCUGGUCAAGGUCACCCAUGUUCACCUCCAGAAGGUGGUCUGUGAAAACUCAGAGACGGGUCAGGCCUUGGAGCUCAACCCCAACUUCUCAGGCCUCUUCAGUGCACUCAGCAGCCUGCAGAGCUACAGGACCCUGGAGGAGCUCACCUCUGCCGUGCCCCCGAGCGCCACACAGUGGCCCAUUCACUUCAAGUCAACUGAAAGAAUUGUCACGGAGGCCGGGGUGGUGCCUGUGGACCAACCCCUCAGGCUUGAGGCUGUGGAAGUACACCAUGGGACCCGCUAUGCACGCUGUGUCCAGGACUCAAAGACCCAGGAGGUCGUCCUCUAUCUGCCCCUUUCCCAGACGGGACCCUUCCGCAGAUGCAAGCCUGGUGCCCCACAAACCCUGCUCCAAGUCCUGCAGGACCCAGCUAUGAAGGACCUCCUGUUUACCUGCCCCAGCCUACCCUGGCGCUCUGUGGUCCUGAGGCCCCAGUAUGUGUUGCAAGCCGUGAUGCACAUGCGCCGCACCAUCGUCAAGAUCCCAUCCACCCUGGAGGUGGAGGUGGAGGAUGUCACCGCCUCCUCCCAGAACAUCCACUUCAUCAAGCCGCUGCUGCUAAGCGAGGUCCUGGCCCAGGGAGGCCCCUAUCCUAUGUCCACAGAGAUCCUGGAGGUUCCUGAGGGCCCACCCAUCUUCCUCAGUCCGUGGGUGGGCUCCCUACGCAAAGGCCAGAGGCUCUGCAUCUAUGGGCCAGCCUCACCAGCCUGGCAGGUUGUGGCCUCAAGCAAGAGCCGAAAGGUUCCCAGAUACUUUAUUCUCUCCGGGGCCUACCAGGGCAAGCUGAGGCGGAGGCCAAGGGAAUUCCCCACGGCCUAUGACAUUUUGGGGGCUCUCCAGCCAGGCCGACCCCUCCGGGUGGUGGCCACAAAAGACUGUGAUGGGAACGAAGAGGAGAAUCCUGAAUUUUCUUUCCUGGCUGUGGGCGAUCGGCUGGAGGUGCUGAGGCAAGGCCAGGUCUGUGGGACCCAGGGCCAGGACAUAGAUGUCUUGAUAUGCCAGCGACUGAGUGAGGAAGUCGGGGAGGAAGAGGAGGACUUGGAGGAAGAGGAGGAGGUCGAGGACAAAGAACAGAUUCUGCUGCCCCUCUACCUCUCUGGUGGCUUCGUGGAGGAGGUGAAUGAUGGGCGGCGCUACAGCCUAGCAGAUCUCACCGCCCAGUUCUCCUUGCCCUGUGAGGUCAAGGUGGUGGCCAAGGACUCCCGGCACCCCACUGACCCUCUGGUCUCCUUCCCGGGUCUGCGGCUGGAGGAGAAGCUCACAGAACCCUAUUUGGUGGUAGGCCUGGACUCCCAGCCAGAAAUGUGCUUUGAAAUCCCUCCCCGGUGGCUGGACCUGACCGUGGCAGAGGUUGCGGGGCAGCCAGGCCAGGUGGCUAGGCCACUCUCUGUCACUAGGGUGGAGGAACUAUCAGAAGCCUUCUACUACAAUCUCCGGAAGCUGCCAGCCUCGAAGAGCCAAGCUCCCCCGCCCAGGCCCCCAAAGAGCAAGGGUAUAAGCGAGCGGAAGCAGAGCGUACAGAGCUGCCAGGAGAUCGGCGUGAAGGUACGCCAGGAGGAUGACGACGUGACGUCUCAAGUUAUAGGACGACGGCAAUCCUACCCACAGUCUGAACCCAAGGCGAAGACCUUGGAAGACCUCCCCAAGGACCAGUCAAAUCUGUACAGCAAGAUUCCUAUCCACAAGAAAGACCUUAAGUCCAAAACUCAAACAAAGAAUUCAGCACUGGGCAUGAAACCCAAAUCCCAGAGCAUGCUUGGCAAAUAUCCUACCAUGUCACCUCCCCUGCCUGACCCAGAUAUGGAUGACCACGACUAUGAAGAAAUUUGAACCCUUUCAGAAAGUCAUCGAAGUGCUGGGGCAGCCACACUUCCCAGCCGCUGCUGCACAGGAAGCUGAGAUAACAGCUAACUCUUGGGAGACCCGGGGCAGUCUUCAGGGACUCAAACUCAGAUGGGCAUGGAUUUGAAAUGGGACAGAAACUAUUCCCACCUUGCUGUGGAAUAAUCCUUCUGUACACCCUAAAUAUGCAUUGCUCUCAUUGAUUAAUAAAACGCUGAUUAGCCAGUA